AUGUGCAUUGACUACAGGCAGCUGAACAAAGUUACUGUCAAAAACAAGUACCCACUAUCGUAUAUUGAUGAUUUAUUUGAUCAGCUUCGGGGUGCAAGAGUAUUGUCGAAGAUUGAUUUAAGAUCGGCGUACCAUCAGUUGAAGAUCCGAGCUUCAGAUACUUCGAAGUCAAUUUUCAGGACCCGUUACAGUCACUAUGAAUUUCUGGUGAUGUCUUUUGGGCGGACCAAUGCCCCAACAACUUUUAUGCACUGGAUGAACUGCGCAUUUCAGCCUUAUCUUGAUUCUUUUCUCAUAGUUUUUAUUGAUUAUAUAUUGGUGUAUUCUCGUAGCUGGGAUGAUCAUGACCAGCAUUUGAGGAUUCUGCUCUAG
Molecule: messenger RNA, 372 nt
Organism: Nicotiana attenuata
Lineage: Eukaryota; Viridiplantae; Streptophyta; Magnoliopsida; Solanales; Solanaceae
Product: RNA-directed DNA polymerase homolog
Exons: 1
Coding region: 1-372 (123 amino acids)
Source: RefSeq, a predicted model, not a curated record